UUCAAGAGUAGGUAAGGUGUCUGCACUUGCGCUUGAUCAUCUUCAUUUCAUUUCCAUCGUUUGGCCGGCCACUCGUCUCUGCUCGUCUAAAGGCACAUCGACUGCCAUCUUGCAUCUGCCCUCUCCUCGCACCUUCGACGACUUUCUACGGCACGGCACGGUCACGAUCACGACCACGACUGGUUGAUUCCCCCGGUGCGCCUGUGCGACGGCUCCCCUUUCCAGACCCGACCCAAACUCCAACUCCACCACUUACGCUUUUAGUGGUAUAUCACCCGUGUCAUCUGUCGUCAUUGACUUGGCCCCGAGACCCCUACGAAAUCUGCUGCGAGCCUGCUCUACCGAUCUCGAUCCACUAAACACCGGGCCUCACUCAACCACAAGUAAAAAAAAAGUUCCAUAGCUGCUGCUUUCCAUUACCGCUACCAUGUCUUGGGAACUCACCCGCCGCCGAGUUGUUCGGUCCAUCAACAGCAAGUUCAUAUUUGAUAGAAUUCCGCUUCUCCAUGCUGUUAUCUUCAUAAUAGAGAUGGGAAUCAUUGCACGACUCGCAUCGCGCUACAAUGCCUACUUCGAUAGACGUCCAUUGCUCACCACGAUGGUGACGAACGCUGUCCUUGGUGGCAUUGCCGAUACCGUCGCCCAGACUAUAACAUCGGUUAAACAGCGAUCCAACAAUCGCAAACUCGUGAGAGGCGAUUCCAUUUCUAUUGAAAUCCAAGAUUUUGGGAAGAAGGAUUCGCGGGGCGAUUCCUAUCCCGAUCCUAGGACACUUGCAACACCGUUUGAUUUCGAGCGCUUGACGAGAUUCAUGGCCUACGGUUUCGCCAUGGCCCCUAUAACAUUCAAGUGGUUCGCCUUUUUGUCGCGAGCCUUCCCGAUCACCAAAACUAGCGCCUUUGUCCCGGCUUUGAAGCGAGUGGUGGUAGAUCAACUCGUGUUUGCACCGAUCAGCGUGGGAUUGUUUUUCUCAGUUAUGACAGUCGCAGAAGGCGGCGGUCGUCGAGCGGUGGCUCUGAAGCUGAAGGACAUGUAUUUGCCAACCUUGAAGGCAAACUACAUCGUGUGGCCUGCUGUUCAGAUCAUCAACUUUCGCUUGAUGCCUGUCCAAUUCCAACUUCCUUUUGUUUCCACCAUUGGUAUCGCCUGGACGGCAUACCUUUCCCUUUCUAAUGCAUCCGAAGACGAGGCUUUGUCACACGAGAAUGUCGCCCCUUACUCUCCUAACAUACGCCUCGAGUAAGGGUGAUGUAUGUUGACUUAGGCACUUAGUUGCCGUAGUAGGCUGAUCAGUCGCAAGACAAAUGGUCAGAUGGUCUAUUCAUUCUGCAUCUAGGCGUCGGAGGUGUUAUUGAUUGAUUGGGAUUUUGGGCGGUGGACUUAUAGUUCGAUAGAGAUUUG
This is a messenger RNA of Xylaria bambusicola, 1401 nucleotides long. RefSeq lists its product as uncharacterized. The record is from RefSeq and is a predicted model, not a curated record. Gene Ontology annotation, cellular component: cytoplasm; membrane. Bases 428 to 1243 code for a protein of 271 amino acids. NCBI's taxonomy places the organism in Eukaryota, Fungi, Ascomycota, Sordariomycetes, Xylariales, Xylariaceae. The transcript is spliced from 4 exons.